Molecule: messenger RNA, 5531 nt
Organism: Trematomus bernacchii (emerald rockcod)
Lineage: Eukaryota; Metazoa; Chordata; Actinopteri; Perciformes; Nototheniidae
Gene: recql4
Product: RecQ helicase-like 4
Exons: 28
Coding region: 312-5261 (1649 amino acids)
Biological process (GO): double-strand break repair via homologous recombination; DNA replication; telomere maintenance
Cellular component (GO): nucleus; chromosome; cytoplasm
Molecular function (GO): nucleic acid binding; four-way junction helicase activity; ATP binding
Source: RefSeq, a predicted model, not a curated record
UUUAGUGCGGUUUACUGAUAUGUUUACUUAGCAAUAACUACAUCUGUUGGGUUUUUGUCUCUUUUAGUAAGUGUUCCUUUUAUUAGAGAACAAGCCGUUAAAGUAAAUCACGGUUAAAAAAAAGCAGUUUCCGCUGCUAAAUUAGAGAUAUGUUAGCAAUAAUGUCGAGUUUAUUAUAACGUGAGCUAGCUAGCACAUCGUGUUGCUGCAACGUUAACUUUCGCCUGACAGACCCUAUGCUCUAAAUGCCUAUGCAAGGAUUUUAAAGUUAGUUGAAUAAGAUAAGACGUGUUGUCCCAGUAAACGUUACCAUGGAUCGAUACAACGAUGUAAAAAUUCAGCUGAAAACCUGGGAGCAGGGGUUUGUCAAAGACCACCAGAGGAAACCAAACAAGGAGGACAUUGAUCAAGCUCCAGAUGAGACCAGGAUCCUGUAUAAAGAGUACCGCAGUUUGAAACAAGCCAAAGACAACAGGAGCAGUGAUGCAGGCAGCGGACACGUUGAACAAGCCAGAUCUACAGCUGCGGUCAACACACCACAGAAGGAGGCAGACUGUUGGGGAUCCCAUCUGAACCGCAGUUCACAGCCUGCACCUUCUCCCAGACUGACAGCCGAGGAGAGAGACAAUCUGCAGGCCUCUGCCCAAUACUAUGGCAUGAAACUGAAAAACAACAUGGGGACACUCGGUAAGGAGAGACCUGUCUCACUGAAGAAAUCGUUCCUUCCUGGUCGGGUGCCUCUUAACUCCCUGAAAGAUGGACUAACUGGACAGACGAACAGCCCUGUUGCGACCCCUGUGAAGAACCCUUUCAAUGGACCCAGAUCCAGCCCCUUCACACCAAGAAGAUUUAACACACCCCACGGCCUGGCUUCAAAGACACCCCAGAAAGCGGAGCCUGAAGAGCCGUGUGCACCCUUUGAAUCUGUCAAAGAUUCUUGUGAAGAACCUGCAAGUGCUGCUAUUAGUUAUAGUAGUCCUAGUGUUAUAAGUAGUAAGAGUUGUACUAGCAAAGUUAUUAGUUCACAAAAUCUGAAUAUCUCUCAUCUAGCUCCCUCUCCAGCCAGAUCUUCUUCACUGUUGUCAUCAUUAUCUUCUCCAAGUAGGCCAGGCACUUUAAGAGGAGAUGUAGGAGCCACGGGCAAAUUAAAUGAAAGUAUAGGAGCUUUAGGAGACAAAGAAGAACAUGUGGACACUUUCAGAACUCCUCAUAAGGUUGAUGAUGAGGCAGGUGUUGGAGCUUUGAUCAGCUUGAGGGGAAGCCCUCAGGUUAUUGCUGGUUUCAGAGGAGGACUGGCAGGAAAGCCCUCUCCUGCCAGCAGAUUGAGUUUUGUUGACAAGAAGUGGCUGGAGAGGUGUCAGGUGUUCGGAGAGAUGGGGGCUGAGGUGAAGCCUGGAGCAGGCAACAUGGAGAAAAGAGGAGAGUGUGAAGAGGGAAGAGAAACAAAAGUGAAAACACAAGAAGAGGAGAAAUCUGGAAAAGAAGAAAUACAUGUAGCCGAAGAAAGAAAAGCAGCAAAAGUCUCGGGAGAAGUUAAAGAGCCUAAGAGCAUUACCCAUGACAAAACAGUCAGUGAACGUGAACCAGAACCUUCUCUACAACACACUGGAAAAAGCCAUCAAGGAAAAAGGAAAGGGAAAUCAAAAGCGAAGGAAGAUAUGGAGGAGAUGGAAAGAGGACUGACACCACCUUUAACGCCAGAAGAGGACAAUGAGGGGAGUAACAAAUCCAAAGGUGGAAAGAAGAAAGGGAAGAAAAGGCAGAGAGAGGCAGAGCACAUGGACGCAGAGACGCCAGAGGAGGGAGGAGUGAAGAAGAGGCGGAGGAAUGGUAAGAAGAAAGAGGAGAGCUCUGAUGGAAACCCCAGCACAGCUCCAGAAGGAGGGAAGAAAAAGAGAUCCAAGAAAAAGGGAGAUGAAGACGAGGAGGCAGAAGAAGAGAAAAAAACCAAGGAACCAACAAAGCUUCCUCAGGAGAACUUGUUAGGAGAAAUAGAGGAGGACUAUAAAGCCAGAAGGGCGUAUAAAACUCAGCCUGCCAAAGUCAAAGGCAUGCAAGGGGCAGAGGGUAACUUUGUGAAGAUCAAUCUGAAGAAGAAAUCCCAUGUCAAAGGAUACGCUCUCAGAGGUGCUGGUCUACGCAAACAGAUAUACAUGGAGAAGUUCCAGCUGAAGGGCGAACGUUUCGGUGGACAUGGAUUUCUUAGCAGAGGAGGAGGAGGGGGUGGUUUCAGAGGGGGAGGAUACAGAGGAGGUUUCAGAGGGGGGAUGAAUCAGUCGGGGGACAUCUGCUACAAGUGUGGAGGGACCGGACACUGGGCCAUCCACUGCAAGGGACCAGCCCCCCCCCCUUCUGCUGCAGAGGACCAGGAGCCGUUUGACCUGCCCACCUUGGAGGAGGUUGCCAGGGCAACAGGCACACUGCAACCUCAGCCGAUGGCAGCGUCUUCCAGUACAGCAGAGGAGCAGCCGUCCCAGGAUAAGCAGGGUGACGGUAGCACUAAAGACGAGGUGUUGCUGAACGUGAUUCGUCCUGACUAUGAGCGUCCCGUUGUUCCACCUCCAAUGGAACCACUGUUUCCUCUCACAGAUGAUGGGAAAGUCCAGGAAGCGCCUCCUGAGCUGUAUGAAGCCCUGAAAGAACUCGGCUAUCAGUCAUUUAGACCCGGACAAGCGGAAGCUAUCAUGAGGAUCCUGUCAGGUCUCUCUACCCUGGUAGUGUUGUCAACAGGGAUGGGUAAAUCGUUGUGCUAUCAGCUCCCAGCCUACAUGUAUGCUAAGCGAUCGAAUAGCAUCACUUUGGUCAUUUCCCCUCUAGUCUCCCUAAUGGAUGACCAGGUGUCUGGCCUGCCAGCCAAUCUGAAGGCAGCCUGUAUUCACUCCAACAUGAGCAAGAAACAGAGAGAAGCUGCGAUAGAAAAGGUGAAGGCAGGCGAGGUGUGUGUGUUGCUGCUCUCCCCGGAGGCUCUGGUGGGGGGAGGGGGAUCAGGUGCAGGGUGUCUCCCCUCUGCUCAGGACCUCCCUCCUGUGGCCUUCGCCUGUAUUGACGAGGCUCACUGUGUCUCAGAGUGGUCGCACAACUUCAGACCCUGCUACCUGAGACUCUGUAAGGUGCUUAGGGAGCGUUUGGGAGUGCGGUGCUUGCUGGGACUCACAGCUACGGCCACACUUUCCACUGCUAUGGACAUCGCACGACAUCUGAACAUCAACGAUAAAGACGGCAUCGCAGUCCGAUCUGCAGCAGUGCCUCCGAACCUGCACCUGUCUGUGUCCAUGGAUAGAGAAAAAGAUCAGGCUUUAGUGUCCUUGCUGAAAGGAGAUCGUUUUGGUUGUCUGGACUCCAUCAUCGUCUACUGUACUCGCAGAGAGGAGACCACUCGCAUUUCAGCGCUGCUCAGGACCUGCCUGCAAGGAGUGAUCCUGAAAGAAAACAAAAAUAUAAACAGCAACAGUCGGGCAGAAUACAACCCUAUAGGACAGAAAAAGAAAGACUUGGCAAGGAAGAAGAUUCGUAAACCUCUGAAAUGGCAGGCGGAGUCGUACCAUGCCGGCUUGUCCUCUUCAGAGCGCCGUCGUGUCCAGAACAACUUCAUGUGCGGGGAGCUCCGACUCGUGGUGGCCACUGUGGCGUUUGGCAUGGGCCUCGAUAAGUCUGACGUCCGCGGCGUCAUCCACUACAACAUGCCUAAAAGCUUUGAGAGCUACGUCCAGGAGAUCGGGAGGGCAGGAAGAGAUGGAGAGCCCGCACACUGUCACCUCUUUCUGAACCCUGGGGGUGAGGACCUCCAUGAGCUCCGUCGGCAUAUACACUCGGACACGGUGGACUACUUCACAGUAAAGAAACUGGUCCAGAAAGUUUUCCCUCCAUGUAAAUGUAAACAGAUUCACCAGAAACAACAGGAGCUUGAACAGGACAUGGAAGAUAAGGAGAUGAUGGAGAUGAUGGAUAUGUGCGAUCCAGAGAACCUGAGCGCUCCCACUCAGCAGGAUGUAGAACAUACAGACACACCAGAGAACCUGAGCGCUCCCACUCAGCAGGAUGUAGAACAUACAGACACACCAGAGAACCUGAGCGCUCCCACUCAGCAGGAUGUAGAACAUACAGACACACCAGAACAGUCAACUGCACAGGAGUCGUCACAUCCAGAGGCAGCAGAGCUCCCGCUCCAAGACUGUAAAGAUGAAGGAAAGGAAAUGGAGCUGGAGGAGGAGAAAGAGGAGCAGAGAGUUAAACAUGAAGAAGCCGAGGGUUCGAUAAAGCCCAAGGAUGGGAAGUUGCAAGAAGCUGAUUGGCUAAAGGACCAGGAAGAGGACAGCAGUGAUUGGCCCAAAGAGCGGGUCUGUCACACGCAUGAGAGAGCGAUUCCCAUGGAAGCAACUGUGGAGGCUCUGGACGUCACAGAGGAAGGUGUAGAAACGCUGCUCUGCUAUCUGGAGCUGCACCCCCAGCGCUUUGUGGAGCUGCUCCACCCCACGCUGUCUGUGUGUAAAAUCGGCUGCUAUAGUGGACCCAAACAACUCCAGAAACUCAUUAAAAUUUGCCCUCCCAUUGCUGUGGUGUUGGCCAGAAGGCGGAUGGCGGGCGAGCGAGUGGAGACGUGUGAUCAGCUGGAGUUCGAUGUCGUUGAGGUUGCAGACACUAUGGGAUGGCAGCUAUCUCUUGUGAAGAGAGGACUCCGACAGCUGCAGUGGUCCUCCGUUGGAGGCCGUAGCGGUGUCAGCGUUGAAUUGUCUUCCUUAUCGUUCUACUUCCGAUCCUUUGGCGACCUCAGCGACGAGGAGAUGGACAGAGUGUGUCAGUUCCUCUAUAAUCGAGUCCAGAACCAGGAGAAAACGCAGAUCUACCAGCUCACCUCCGCCUUCAAGGCCUUCAAAAGUGUUGCAUUUCCGAGUGCAUCGUCCUGUGUCGACGACUUGGAUGAGAGUCGCAGUCUGAGGCUGAAAGACCUUCUGUCCGAUUACUUCGACAAGAGGCGGGACCUAAGCCAGAUGCUCGCACCGGUGUACAUCGAGGAGCUCGACAAAUAUAAGUUUUCAGACUGGGAGAAUCAGAUCAGAGCGGACAUCAGAAGUUUUCUCUCCAACCGGAGUGAUGAGAAGUUUUCUGGAAGAGCUGUUGCUAGAAUCCUCCACGGCAUAGGCAGCCCUUGUUUUCCUGCUCAGAUCUACGGCAGGGACAGGCGCUACUGGAGGAAGUACAUCCAGUUUGACUUCAACCAGCUCAUCAGACUGGCCACUCAGGAGAUCAUUCACUUCAAGUGAGAGACCAAAUGUGCACACACAGACACAGGUGUGCACAGAUACAGGUGUGCACAUAUAAAGGUGUGCAUCAAUCACUUACUCACUCACUUGUGAGGUCGGGUUUCAAUAGAUUUGGCCAGAAACACCUGUUUUGUAUAUAAUAUCACGUUUAUACCAUCAUGUUGAAUUCAUUUAUCUGCUGUGUUUUCUAAAAUGUUUAGUUUUUAUACGUAUGUGAAGUAUAAAUAAAAAGUGGUCUGUAAUAAAAAAUAAAAUAUUUGUAUUUUUCUA